UUCAACUCUUAUCCCGAUUCCUAACUCGUAUUCUCGACAUCCCCCGCACUCUGUAAUCGCCUCCCUUCGAUUGGAGGAGAAGUCGGCCCCGCGACUCAACGCUCUGGUAGACAGGCGGCGGGCAUCAGCGCUUGCGACGUAUGAUGCGGUAGUGUGCUCAUGACAUUCUGAAGAGAUGUGGAUGAUCGAAUACAUGCCUCGUCUUCUUGCCGCUACCCAAGAAAGAAGGGUGAAGGAUCAAUCGUUCCUCGUUACGUAAUCCUAAGCCCUCUUUCCUGAUUUAUGUUCUCUGCUGCCCUCCCGGCAGCCUCGUCUUUUCGCAUUCGCUAUUCCUCCAUCGCGACCCGUCGCCGGGGUCCCAGGGUGGAAUUGGUACUACUACAUCUGCAGUAUCUCUUGGCUUCAUUGGAAUUCAUUUGAAUUUUGAAAACUGCAAUGGCAGGGUCAUCAAAUCAAGAAACUGGAUCAGUAUAUUUAUACGUUCCUAAUGUUAUAGGUUAUAUAAGAGUCAUCUUGAAUUGUGUAGCAUUUUCUGUGUGCUAUUCGCAAAAAUCUCUCUCUGCCAUUCUCUAUGUUACUAGCUUUGUGUGUGAUGCAUUGGAUGGUUGGUUCGCACGAAGGUUAAACCAAGUGUCAACUUUUGGAGCUGUUUUGGACAUGGUAACAGACAGGGUUAGCACCGCAUGUCUACUGUCUGUUCUCUCACAACUAUACAGACCAGGUUUAAUUUUCUUAGCAUUGCUUGGAUUGGACAUUGCGAGUCAUUGGCUGCAAAUGUACAGUUCAUUCUUAUCUGGCAAAACUAGCCACAAAGAUGUGAAGGACUCAAGCAGUUGGCUUUUUAAGUUGUACUACAGAAACCGCAUGUUCAUGGCCUUCUGCUGUGUGGGAUCUGAGGUUCUUUACAUCAUCCUCUAUCUUCUUGCUGAUGAGAAAUCUGAAAGCUUGAUCACUGUAUAUUUGAAUGCCAUUCGGACAAAUACACUCCUCUCAUUUUUGUUGCCUUUUGUUUCGAUCGGAUGGGCCAUUAAGCAAGUGGUGAAUGUCAUCCAGAUGAAGUCAGCUGCUGAUUCUUGUGUGAAUCACGAUAUGAAGAGAAGUGUUUGAUCAUGUGAGGCCAUGCUUGUCCAUUGUGCCCUAUUCUAUGUUUCAACCGAGUGAAAAACAAACACUUUGUUUGAGAUUUUAGCACAGCAACGUAUGAUAUCCUGGGAUAUUUUGGAGCCGUCGACAGUAGGGAUUGUUAUUGUGAGCUGAAUAGCCUGGAAAAUCUAUUCAUUGAUGUUUCCCGUACAUGCAACGCCCGAUCACUCAAUGUUGUUUUAAGUGGAUCAGGUGGUUUUGUUUGAAUUCCUAGUAACAGUCGCUUGAAAACUACGAUGUUACGUUGUUUGAGGUCUUCCAACACAAACAGAUAAAGAUUGUUCGCCGCCAAAAA
Molecule: messenger RNA, 1438 nt
Organism: Zingiber officinale
Lineage: Eukaryota; Viridiplantae; Streptophyta; Magnoliopsida; Zingiberales; Zingiberaceae
Product: probable CDP-diacylglycerol--inositol 3-phosphatidyltransferase 2
Exons: 11
Coding region: 436-1107 (223 amino acids)
Biological process (GO): phosphatidylinositol biosynthetic process
Cellular component (GO): Golgi apparatus; membrane
Molecular function (GO): CDP-diacylglycerol-inositol 3-phosphatidyltransferase activity
Source: RefSeq, a predicted model, not a curated record